Molecule: messenger RNA, 4937 nt
Organism: Monosiga brevicollis MX1
Lineage: Eukaryota; Choanoflagellata; Craspedida; Salpingoecidae
Exons: 17
Coding region: 1-4530 (1509 amino acids)
Cellular component (GO): focal adhesion
Molecular function (GO): actin filament binding
Source: RefSeq, a predicted model, not a curated record
AUGACUGCGGCGCGCGCCAUGACCACAGUCACGGCCACUGAGGCGAGUGACCCAACACUCAACCACAAGCAGACGGCGCUAAAAGGCUCUCACCACAGCGGAGUCCGCGCUUCCCUGCAAAACCCCGCUUCUGAAGCGCCCUUCCCUCCCCCCUGGGACGCUGGCGGCACCGUCUACUUCAACGCCCCGCAUGGCCCAGCCCUGCCCUAUCAUCCGAACAACCUUGGCACUAUGGCCCUGCCCCCGGGCUAUGAUCUCUACGCCACUCAGCAUGCUCUUUUAGCAACCUCGCCGGGCUUCCCCCUGUCGGGCCCGCCGCCGUACGGCUACCCGACCACGCCCGAGGCCAAUAAUUACAACCCCUGGCCCGUGCCCGGACUCGGCCUGCCCACCCCAGCCUCCCCGAGCCUGGGCUUGGCUUCAAACGGUUUCCCGCCAACCCCGACCAUGAUCGUGAACGAGACGCGAUCUCACAUUGCAUCCACCCCGAGCAGCAACACGAAUGGACCGUCACCUGGACCUGGCGGCUACAUGCUUCAUUCCUACCCACACGCCCUCCACGCCAGUUCGGCGUACCCGGGCACGCCCGAGCAAGGCAGCUUCUGGGCUCCUCCGCCCGAAACCUCAGAGCCGUUUCUACAUGCUUUCACCGGUCAAGCACCCCCCCUGUCCGCCAACGGCAUGCCCCUCGCCCCCUACCCACACCCGUACGCGCACGGCAACGGCAACGGCCCGCAGCCCGUGCAUCCACAAAACGCAUACCACGGCCCGCCCUUCCAUCACCCUCAGCACUUGCAGCAGCCUCACCAGCACUACCACGGACCCCAGGCUCCACAGCCUUACCAUCAGACCGCCUUCCCAGUGCCCUCGGCGGGCCCCACGGCAUACCAAACACAGCCCUAUCAACGAGCCAUGCCGCCUGCAAUCCCAUCUCCUCAUCCGUCCAGUACCCGCACCCCGCCCUCGGCCACCGCUUUAAAGCUUCAACCCCCACCCAAAGGCAGACACACCCAUACGCCCCCCUCGUCGUCCAUCUCUGCGCCCGCGCCCCCUGCAAGCCCCGCGUCGUCAAUAUCCCAUCCAACUCUGCCCGAUGGACCCCGGCCCAAUGGACCCCUGCCCUCGGCCGAGCCCUCGGCGAGUACCUCAACUGUCGCUUUUUCACAGCACCCGACAGUUUUGGCCGCCAUGUAUCCGGUUCGUGCCGAUGCAGAUAGUACCUGGCCUCCAACAGGCUCUAGUCAGCACCAACGUGCCGGAACAGGCCUCAACACCGUCCACGACCCGCCACCACCCACCUCUGUCGCCAAUGCGCCUCCCUCCGUCCCCACCGACCAGGCCUCAGAGGCCUCGACACAGGAACAGGUGGAGUCGCACGGCCCUGCAACCAAGCCCUCUCCGUCAGACCGCAGCGGCACACCGCCAAAUGUGCAGCAGCAACGAGCCCGUGCCAUGCUCGAGCUGCGCAAGGCACAAGCUAGCCGCGCCGCUCAAGAUUGGAUGCAAGCUCAUCAACGACCACCCGUUCGAACGGCCCAGCACGAAGCAAGCCGGCCACCCAUGCCACACAGCUAUCGACAACAGCGUCCCAGCGCCAUGGUAAAUGGGUCCCAUCACCACUCGACACCUGCCGUCAAGCAGCUCGCCGCACAGAGCGAUUCAGGUCUAGAUCCCGCAACCCCUACGUCCACCGCUGCCACAGCACUUCUUCCCACCGAGGCCGCCGAUACAACCUCGUCAGUGUUUGAAGCUUCAGUUCUAGCCACUAUUGAGGCCGCCACUGAUUCGGGCACCACAGACCCGCAACUCGUGGUGCCGAGUCCAGCCCCCGUAGCGCCUGCUCCUAUCCAUGAGCUUCCAGAUGCCGCGCUUCUCUGUCUGCAAGCUGAUGCCUGUGCGACGCUUGAUGAGAUGCUGGACUGGUGUGACAUCCCAAGCCAUCUGAGGGCUGCACACGACUCUGAGCAAGAUGCCCAAGUGCACCCGCACUUGGGCCGACGAUUGUUCACCAUUGACAACCCCGUACUCAACAAGCCCUCCACGGACGUCAACGGAAUUUUGGAGCUAUUGCACGAGAUUGAGACUCCCGCGCCCGUUUCUGCCGAAGAGGCAACGGCCGAGGCAUCGGCAGGGGGGCUUUCCGAUACUGUCUCGUCAUCGCACCGCAGCACUCGAACGAUGCUGCCCGUGCAAACCCCAACAACAGGAUGGUACUUCCCGAGGCCGCUCCAACCCGCACCCGCCCGUGUUUCAACCAGACCAGACUUUCAUGCGGCAGCAACCUGUCUGGGUGCAAGGCAAGGCUCCUCUGGCCCAAGUGCUCAAUGCUUCAUAGCCUCCGGUGCUGUUCGCAAGAGCUGGCGCAAGCGCUGGUUCGUGCUCGACAGUCAUGGCAAGCUAUCGUACUACAGUGGACAGCACUCGGACAAGGCAAAGGCAUCCAUUGAUUUGAAACUGGUCAAGGACGUCAUCGCCGCCAAGCACUGCGAGUGUGCCUGGCCUCAAGGAUUCCCACUAUCACAAGCCUUUGGUUUGGUGACUGAGACUCGGACCUAUCACAUGUAUAGCGAAAAUGACCUUGAGUUUCUGGACUGGAUGCGCUACAUUAAGAAGGAGGCGCGGAUCGCCCACCCCAUCCCAACGGGUGCCCCCGUCACGGAUGGCAUUACGUCUCAAGUUGUGCAAGAGGAUCAUUUGGGUCGACACAAGAGCGUGGUUCGACUCGCGCAUCAGUCCGGGGCAGCCGCCGUACCGGCGAGACCAGCGGCGGCGCCCGUAACCGUGGCACCAGCUGCAGACCCAGACCUGAGUGCGAUCCCACCCCAAGUCAUGCAUGGUCGAUACGCCAUCGCGCACAUCAAGCCAGCUACUUGUGCUCUUUCGCUUAAAACCCAACGCCCAAAAGUCUUGCCGAAACCAAUACAAAAUUUCGCUUUUGCAUCUCAAGAACAAAAGAAGUUGGCCAACAGAUUCCUUUUGUUCUCUCUCUCUCUCUCUCUCUCUCUCUCUCUCUCUCUCUCUCUCUCUCUCUCUCUCUCUCUCUCUCGUCGUAGCAGAUCCAAGCUGGAAUGCAGAAUGCUUGGUUUUUGUUUUGUUGUGGUCUUUUGUGUACACGUUGAUGACAGGUGUGGGCACUCUACAUCUCUGAAGUGUGUGCGAAAAUCUGUCCUCACGCCCCCCUCCUUCUUUUCUCUGAAUGUCUCUGUUCUCUCUCUUCUCUCUGACUCUCUUCUCUCUGAAUGUCUCUCUCUCUCUCUCUCUCUCUCUCUCUCUCUCUCUCUCUCUCUCGGUCAUUCAUCCAAGAGUGUCAAGGCCGUAGUAUCAACCUGCCAUCAUGCCCUGGAAGCCCCCACCCCAACCCAACUCUGGCACCAUGGCUGCUUCAACUGCGAGAUUUGCCACAUCAAGCUCACCAUGAGCACGUACCGUGGCUAUGAAGGCCAGCCCUACUGCAAGACGCACUACCCUCAGGGUAAGGCCACGCAGGUGGCGGAUACCCCCGAAACGCUGCGUUUGAAGAAGCAAACCGAGCGUCAGUCCGUCGUUCAAUACACCAAGAACUAUCAGGCCGAAAAGGGCAAAUAUGUUGGUGCCGCUGAUGACAAGAACAUUGCCUCCGCCCUGUCUAGCCAGAAGAAGGCGUCCAACCUGGGUUAUCGCAGUGCCGCCGAGGCCCCGGCACCCACCAAGCCUGCCCCCGCCGCUGCUCCGGCCGCUGCUCCGGCCCCAGCUCCUGCUGCUGCUGCCCCUGCCCCUGCGCCAGCGCCCGAGGCGGCCCCAGCUCCUGCUGCCCCGGCUGUCGAGAGCGAGGACUAUGUUGCUCAGUACGACUACGAGGCUGCCGACACGGACGAAUGCUCCAUCCAGGAGGGUGAUGUCAUCACUGCCGUCACCAUUGUGGACGAUGGCUGGGUCAGCGGCACCAACUCGCGCACCGGCCAAAGUGGUAUGAUCCCCAGCAACUAUGUGGUCAAGCAGAGUGAGGCUCCUGCCCCAGCUGCGCCUGCUGAGCCCGAACCCGCACCUGAGCCUGAACCCGAACCUGAACCCGAACCUGAACCCGAACCCGAACCCGAACCUGAACCUGAACCCGAAGUGGCAGCUCCCGCUCCUGCGGAUGCUGCGGCAGAUGGAGAAAAGUGGAAGGCACUCUACGACUACGCCGCCCAAGAUGGCGACGAGGUGUCUGUGACCGAGGGUGAGGAGGUCAUUGUCCUUCAGGUCAUCGACGAGGGUUGGGUACAAGCCCGCAAUAGCAGUGGUGCAGAGGGCAUGCUGCCCAGCAAUUACAUUGAGAAGGUUGGAGGUGAUGCUGCCGCUGCCGCUCCUGCUCCUGCUCCUGCCGCCGGUGGCGUCGAGACGUGGUCGGCCCUUUACGACUACGAGGCCCAAGACGGUGAUGAGCUCAGCUUCCAGGCGGGAGACAAGCUCAUUGACGUCGAGCAGGUCGAUGACGGCUGGGCUAACGGCACUUUGCAGAGCUCGGGAGCCCGUGGCAUGCUCCCCAGCAACUACAUUGAGAAGGAUUAAAUCCCUCCGCGCCUAGCCAGCAUCUCGUACCUCUCAGUGUUCUCUUGCUUGUUCCUCUUUUUUUUCCCCUUGUUUCGGGUGUUUGUCAUGACGUUUGUGUUGCGUGUUGGCAUGUGAGUGUGUUUGCGGGACGGGACACUCAACAACACUUUCAUGGCAUUAAACAUUCCUCGUCUUUUUCUGUUUCUUCUUCUUUUCGAAACGUCUCUGGGACGGCACGCGCUGCCUUGUGACCCGCCACACGUACCUUUUGGGCCUUCUUUCCUUGAUCGGGGUGGAUGCUUGCCCUUCUUGUGUUUGUAUAAUCUGUAGGGUGCGUGCCCCGACGCUCCCAGUACCUUGUCUCUCCCUCUCCUCUUUUUUUUUCUCGUCCACUUUCUACUAUGCAAACAAAUUGACAUGUGAAG